AUGAAUGGCGUUUACUUGAAAAACUACAGUUUCCACAAUGCAGCUCGAUUCUGCAAAGAACUGGCAAUGAACAGACUGGAGGGCUUUGCCAUUCAAGUCUUUCAAGGGAUGAAGGCAAAAGGCUUCGAAUAUUUGACCUCGAUCGUCGACAAAGAAGGAUAUCGCCGCGUACCGUUGAUCCGAAUCGCCCAGCGAGCUGGUCUUUUUGAAUUGCUCUCCCAAGAUCUUGUGCAGCGUCAGCUCGAUAUUAUCUAUGCUGGUGGAUUAAAGAAGAGCUCUUCAAAUUUCUUCAGCCAGUCGACAAUAGUUUAUAUCCUUGGAUUGGCGACGAUGGGACUUUUUCCAGCAAUUUUCUGCCCCGAUUUCAUCAAAUUUGACAAAACAAAGUACUUUCUCAGAAAGUUCUGGCGGGACAUUUUCGGACCAGGCUAUGUAACAUUCGAAGGCGGUUCGCUCAAAAGAUUCAACAUUUCAACAACCUCCAUGACCAAAACUACUUCAAAACACCGGCCGAUUCAAAAGCAGUUCUCAAUUUCCGAAGAGUCAAACACUUCUUCCAGCCCCGACGAUUGCAUCAUCGUCUCCAAGGGCGAAAAAGUCAACCAUUCCUUUUCCGACAAAUUCCGCGACUUCCUCUACCGCUGGCUCACCUGGAACUUUUCGACAAAAGUGAUCAUGCUCAACAACCUGAUCACCGACUGCAUCAUUCUCUUCUUUCUCAUGUACCUUGCCGUGGCGAAGCUCAGCUAUCACUCGAACCAGUGGGACUUUGUUUUCAUCGCGAUCUUCGGUUGUCGGAUUUUCCACCGGUUGCGGACUUGGUUUGCCAGAAAAAUCUUCUUCGACUCUGAACACGCUUGGACAGUGCCAAUUCGAAUCGGUUUCGUCGAAAAAGUCAACAUCUUCGCGAUCUUGAUUUCCAUCCUUUUCAUAACUACGAGAUGGGAAUUUGUCAAUCAAACGCCUCGCUACGUUAUGGGCCCCCUUCUUCAAGACGACGCGAGUUUUUACAUUGGAAACUACACGAAAGACAUUGAAACAUUCCAAGCUGGGCUCGGCAAAUUGACUAGAGAGCCUAGAUCGUUCAACUACUACGAAAAACUGUACGAUGGAAUCAAAUACAUGCCCUUCCGUAGCCCUCAGAAUUUCAACAACGCGAUCAACAACUACUUUUUCGUCCUGCCGCCUUUUAUGGUCGGUUCUUUGUACAAAACUCCGCUUGGAAAUUCGACUGUUGAAGAUAGAGAGUGCAGGGGCAACAUCACUCACAGAAUGAGAAAUAACAAAGAAGACAAGGAAGAAGACUACCACUUUGCAGAGUGCUGCGAAAACAGAUCGAUUCGGACUCUUACCGACGGUCAAACGGUCAAAGAUCAAGGAACGAAUGUUGUCAUCAAGCUGCUGAAAUCAUCAGAGAACGCUACAGUUCCAAUCUGCUACUUUAGCAGAGUCAAGAAUAUUUCAUAUCUUUCAUUUGUCUGGAACGUUGUUUUUCUAAAUGAAAUGCACUUCAUAAUGUUGCUCGAAAACAACCUCCGAAAGCAUCAACAUUAUGAUUUUCUUUUCAAUUUUCAACUUGCUUCGAUUCGCCCGACUCUUUUCGACGUCCUCAAAUUUGUGCCGAUUUUUUUGCUCUUAUUCCUCGCCUAUGGAAUCAUUCAAAACAACCUUCUUUUUCCCAAUCAACAGACAGAACGGGAUGAUGUUGCUUCUUGGGUUUUCACAGAAUUUACGAAUAUCUUUAACCGGCCGUUUUUCCAUGUUUUUGGAGAAAUUUUCAUCGCAGAAACAACUACUCAUCGAUACUACCACAUCGAGGCGCCCUGCACGCAUGCUUUCGGAGACAUAAACUUGGAAGACAAAGUCCGCUGCCCAGAACGUAAUGAAAUUUCAUCCUUUAUCAUGUCGGCCUAUAUGCUGGCUACGAAUAUUGUGAUGGUGAAUAUGCUCAUCGCCAUGUUCAACGAAACGUAUUUGAAGAUGAAAAACUUUAGUCUUUUCGAGUUCGCUUGGGAAUACUGCCAUGAAGUUAACGAGCUCGAAUUUGACGCAGGUCUUGACAUUGAUGAGCUUGCUCAUUGUGGAACAGCUCUAUGGGAUGAGAUCGGAGCUCUGAUGUACGAAGACAAAUAUCCUCAUUUAGGACAGGUUCUCUUCAGCCUCUGGGAUGUAGCCGAUUGGGAUGGAAGCGGCUUGGUCGACUUUGAUGAAUUCCGCUUCGCGGAAACCAUGCUUGCCGGUGUUUACGCUCUUGUCGCUUUCGACCGACACGAUCGCAACGGAGAUCGAGAUUUGGACCUUGACGAGGUUUCUGAGUUCGAACAUGACCUGAUGCCCGAGGGCGAGGAGUUCGGUAAUGAGAGAGCAAAAACCUUUCACGAACUCUGGGAAGAAGCAGAGCUGUUCGGCGGCUACGAGAAAACUUACAUUCCCGAGGUUGCCCUCUUCUUCCUUGAACUCUGGCGAAUGGUGUUUGACAAUUAA
Messenger RNA from Oikopleura dioica, 2484 nucleotides. Lineage: Eukaryota; Metazoa; Chordata; Appendicularia; Copelata; Oikopleuridae. The record is from the annotation of a GenBank genome assembly.